AUGGAAGGAGAGACUCAAGUCAGUUCAGAAGUUCCAGUUGCGAAGGUUGACACUGAUGUUGCCGGUCCUAUUAAGGUAAGAAAUGGAGACUUGCCGCAAGUUGCAAAGGAAGGAAAGAAAGAAGAGGAUGAAACAGAUGGAGAAUUCAUCAAAGUCGAGAAGGAAUCACUUGAUGUGAAGGAUGGCUCUCAUACAGCUGAGGCACAGUCUGCUGAGGAGGCUGACAAACCAUCUGUUGUGGAAAGCAGUUUAAGCGGUUCGACCAGAGAAUUGCUUGAGGCCCAAGAGAAGUUGAAGGAACUUGAGCUCGAAUUGGAAAGAGUGGCCGCAGCGUUAAAGCAUUCCGAAUCCAAGAAUGCACGUAUGAAGGAUGAUGUCUUGCUGGCCUAUGAGAUGUUGGAUGAAAGUGGAAAGAAGUACGAGAAACUUGAAAUCAGUAACAAGAAAUUGCAAGAGCAGAUAAUUGAAGCAGAGGAGAAAUAUACUGCACAGCUCAACACUUCGCAAGAAGCUUUACGAGCACAAGAAACCAAGCAUAAGGAAUUGGUUGAGGUGAAGGAAUCAUUUGAUGGCAUCAGCCUUGAGCUCGAGAAUUCAAGAAAGAAGAUGCAAGAGUUGGAACAUGAGCUGGCAGUAUCUGCUGGUGAGAAAAAAAGUUUGAGGAGCUGCACAAAGAAAGUGGUUCACAUGCUGAUUCUGAGACGCAGAGGGCCUUGGAGUUCGAAAGGUUGCUUGAGGCAGCGAAACUGA
Messenger RNA from Dovyalis caffra, 750 nucleotides. Lineage: Eukaryota; Viridiplantae; Streptophyta; Magnoliopsida; Malpighiales; Salicaceae. The record is from the annotation of a GenBank genome assembly.